GUGUCACAGAGGAUGGAGGAGAUACCGGAGCCAGGCGCGGGCCGGGCUGGCGCUGGGGCGGCAGCGAUGGCGGAGGGCGACAGCGAGAAGAGCGACAGCGUCGCUAGAGGGGAGGCCGCGUCGUCGUCACCGCCGUGCUCCCCUCUGGCGGCCGCUGUGGGCGAGGGCGGCGGAGCGAAGCCCCUGAGCGCGGCGGAAUACGCGCGGCGGGUGCACCAAUGGCUCUGGGACUCGUACUGCGGGUAUCUCAGCUGGCAGAGCUGCCUGCCCGCCCUUCUUGCCGCCUCCGCCGCGCCCGCCUACGCCAACGGCCCCCCUCGCGUCGCCGCACCGCCGCCAGGGGUGGCCGCCGCCGCUUACUACAGCCCCUUCUACCUCUUCGCUCCGGCGCCGGUCCCCACGCCCACCGCUGGGCCGGGGCCCCGCGCCGCAGCCUCCGCCGCCACCCCCGCUUGGCCGGGAGCGGCGGGCAGGUUGGCCCCUCUUCCCAGAACGGCCGCCAGCAGCCCCGUCGGCACCAGCGGCAGCGGCGCCCCCAGGGAGACGGGGCGGCCAGCAGGUCGGGAAUUCAUGAUCCCUUCCCUGGCACACAGGUUCAUAGCAGAGAUGGUGGAUUUUUUUAUUCUCUUCUUUAUAAAGGCAGCCAUUGUUUUAAGUAUUAUGCACCUCAGUGGAAUAAAGGAUAUCUCUAAAUUUGCCAUGCAUUACAUCAUAGAAGAGAUAGAUGAAGAUACAUCCAUGGAAGAUUUGCAGAAAAUGAUGGUGGUAGCUCUCAUCUACAGAUUGUUAGUCUGCUUCUAUGAGAUAAUCUGUAUUUGGGGUGCAGGUGGAGCAACCCCAGGGAAAUUCCUGCUUGGACUGCGCGUUGUGACGUGUGAUACGUCAGUGCUCAUUGCGCCCAGCCGUGUGUUAGUCAUUCCAUCCUCUAAUGUCAGCAUGACAACGUCCACAAUACGAGCUUUGAUCAAGAAUUUUUCUAUUGCUUCAUUUUUCCCUGCAUUCAUUACGCUGCUGUUUUUCCAGCAUAACAGAACAGCCUAUGACAUUGCAGCAGGGACUAUUGUGGUGAGAAGAAAUGGAGUCAGAUGAUACCGAAAGCUGAGAUUUUUCAGACUGGUUUUGAGCAUCCCCUCCCACCCCUGGCAAACAAAGACCUACCCCAAAACUGAAAUAGAGGUGUCUAUCAGAAUCUUUUGCCCAAAUUAAAUGGGAACUGAUUCAGAAGCUAAAGAAAACCUUUUGCUCUGGUAUGAUGCCAGCAGCUACCUUCAAAGUAUUUGGAGUUUUCAAAAAUGCCAAAGAAGUUUGGGAGAAAUAAUACCUGUUCUUUCUGGAAGUGUUAUCUUUUUGUCUCUGAGGCAAAAGCAAGCAGCUGUAUCACAUGUAUUCUGUUUGUCAUUUUGUGGAAAGCAGAUGUCCAGAAACACUCCACCUUAAAAGAAGCGUUGCUCCAGCAGUUUGGGAUAUUGGCAGGUAACUAGAAAAUCGUGUUGGUUUCCAAUCAGUUGAAGUCCUGCAAUAAACUGGGAGAGGAGAACUGCAGUAUUAGGCAGCCAGGCAAAUCCAAGCUGCCAUGCGCAUGUACAAAGAGAUGAGCAGUGUUUUCUCAUGUCCCUUAUUAUUGCUUCACUGAUCAUAUUCCUUCACCACUUGAAGUAUUUUACCAGAAAGUGGAUGUGAAGUUUCUUGCAUGAUUUUCUGAAGCAUUGUCACUUCUUUCACAUGUCAAGAGCUCACAAAGAGGUGAAAUCACAGCUGCUUUCUGGGAAGGGUGCAUUACGCUGCAGUGUUAGUGAAUGAGUGUAAAUAACUGCGGAGCCAUGAACAACACAGGCCAUGCUAAGAAAGGUAACAGUUUUGCUUCUGUUGGGAGUGAAAGCACUGGGCUGUUCCUUGUGUAUAGUACUAAGCCAAACAAUGGGAUGUGUUUUGGGAGCAUGAACCGAAAUGUGUUAUGGGUGUAAAUCUUCUAAAGUACAAAUACUGGCUAUUUCCACUUCAUAACUGGCUAAUUGUUUGUAUAUUCAGGAUAACUUAAACACUGAAUAAAGAAGCCUGGUAUUUUGCAUGAUUACAUAGGUUUGAUUGUUCUCAUGUAAUUAGUAUCUUGGGAAAGGAAUAUAAACGAUGAUAUUAAAGUUUUAUUAAAAUCUGA
Dryobates pubescens (Downy woodpecker) is the source of this 2155-nucleotide messenger RNA. RefSeq names its product family with sequence similarity 8 member A1 (gene FAM8A1). The transcript has 5 exons. Lineage: Eukaryota; Metazoa; Chordata; Aves; Piciformes; Picidae. The record is from RefSeq and is a predicted model, not a curated record. The coding region runs from base 13 to 1089 and encodes 358 amino acids.